CCCCAGUCUUGCGGCCUCGGGCCUCCGAAGAAGCGGGAGAUGACUGGCAAAGCGGGCGAAGCGCUGAGCAAACCCAAACCCGAGACGGUGGCCAAGAGUACCUCGGGGGGCGCGCCGGCCAGGUGCACCGGGUUUGGCAUCCAGGAGAUCCUGGGCUUGAACAAGGAGCCCCCCGCUUCCCACCCGCGCGCCGCCCUCGACGGCCUGGCCCCCGGGCACCUGCUGGCGGCGCGCUCGGUGCUCAGUCCCGCUGGCGUGGGAGGAAUGGGGCUGCUGGGGCCCGGGGGGCUCCCUGGCUUCUACGCUCAGCCCACCUUCCUGGAAGUGCUGUCCGACCCGCAGAGCGUCCACUUGCAGCCUCUGAGCAGAGCGUCGGGGCCGCUGGACACCAGCCAGACGGCCAGCUCGGAUUCCGAAGAUGUCUCCUCCAGCGAUCGAAAAAUGUCCAAAUCGGCUUUAAAUCAGACCAAGAAGCGGAAGAAACGGCGGCACCGGACCAUCUUCACCUCCUAUCAGCUAGAGGAGCUGGAGAAGGCGUUCAAUGAGGCUCACUACCCUGACGUCUAUGCGCGGGAGAUGCUCGCCAUGAAAACAGAGCUGCCGGAAGACAGGAUACAGGUCUGGUUCCAGAACCGCAGAGCCAAGUGGAGGAAGCGGGAGAAGUGUUGGGGUCGGAGCAGUGUCAUGGCGGAGUAUGGGCUGUACGGGGCCAUGGUGCGGCACUCCAUCCCCCUGCCAGAAUCCAUCCUCAAAUCCGCCAAGGAUGGCAUCAUGGACUCCUGUGCCCCAUGGCUACUGGGGAUGCACAAAAAGUCGCUGGAGGCAGCCGCUGAGUCGGGAAGGAAGCCCGAGGUGGAGCGCCAGGCCCUGCCCAAGCUCGACAAGAUGGAGCCAGAGGAGCGGGGCCCGGACCCUCCAGCGACAGCCAUGUCCCAGGAGGAACUGAGAGAGAACAGCAUUGCGGCCCUCCGAGCCAGAGCUCAGGAGCACAGCACCAAGGUGCUGGGGACUGUGUCCGGGCCUGAUGGCCUGGCCCGGAAUGCCCAGGAGCCGGAAGAGGAGGAGGCUGUGGAGGAAGACAGGCCUGAGGAGAAGCUGAGUCCAACACAGCUUGAGGACAUGGUUUAAGUCAAGGGCACUCAGCAAUGCCCAGGACUCUGCUCGCCUCAGAGCCUGUGGUGCAGGGAGGUCCAAAGCCAGCCUCUGUCUGUCUGUACCUCCUCCUGCCCUGCAGGCCUUCCUGCCCCUGCGACUUCAGGCACCACUCAGUGCUGGCCUAGGCCUGGGGCCAUGCUGAGACCUCCCUCGCUGGUCUCAGCCUCUGCAGCCCUGCCUCAGAGCCUUCUCGCUGCCCCCAGGCCAUACCCUCGAGCCUCUGCCCAGGCAAAGCCACUGUCCGCACCCACCCCUUCCUCACUGUUCUCCUGCCCUGCGAUCCUUCCUCCCCAGCUCUCUCUGGUCAUGGCUUCCACUCAGCCCGUGCCCACUGCAGCAAACACAUGGCCUGGCCCACUCUCCACAGAGGCUGAGGCCUAGAGCCACGGUCCCGUGGCAGCAAAACCUGGGCUCUCCCCCAGUGUGCUCCUUCCUGUGGGCUGAACCUGGGCCUCUGGUGUGUUAAUGGACACCCCCCAAAGGCAGGUUCAACUCUGUCCCUUCCCCACUCACCCCACUCCUGGGGCUCAGAUUCCAGAUUCAACUUAAGAAGUCUCAGUCUGGGCCCCUGGACCAGCCUCCCAUACGGGUCCUCCAAAGCAGCCUGCCCUCUCCACACCCACCCUGCCAAAGCACUGUUCCUCCCAGCUCAGGUGCCAGCCCUGUAUGUGGCGAUGCGUGAUAACUGCAGUGAGCCUGGGGCCUGUGCCCAGCAGCCCCGAGCACCUGUCACCAGUGCUCUAGCCCUCAGCCUGUGCUUGGGAGCAGCCUGACUCCCAAGUGCUGCCAGUGAACCUGCCUUGCUGUGCAAGGCAUCAACCCACCCCCUGCCCCACCCCAUGCUUCUCAGACUACUGGUUUGCAUGUGCCCUGCCUUGGAGCAACUCAACCUUAUUCAGUGAUUCCCUAGGAAGUCACAAACCUGAUUGAACUGUAUCCAGGCAAACCCCUGAGAGGCUAAGCCUGGAGAGGCCUGAGGCUCUCUUUCUGUCAUUCAUCAAAGGUUGGUCACAAGAAGGGUAUGUCAUGAGAUACUGUGUUAGAUUCAAACUAAGCCGCAGGCACACACACCAUCAGCCAGGUCUGAGUGACAAUGUUAGAAUAAGGGACUGGCAGGGGCUUCCUUUGUCUGCAGAUGGGAGGGCCUCUAGGUACCCAUGCCCACUGGGCCACCACUAGGCCAGCCCCUCCCCUUCCCCUGACAUUGCUCUCACCCACCCACCUCUGCAGGGAAGAAUACGAAGCAAGAGGAAGGCCCGAGACAGUGAGCUGGGAUUUCCCUCCGUCAAAAGUUGAUUUCUUCAUUCCAUCCACCACCCCAGUUCUUGUCUCUGUCCCUUGUUGGUUUGAAGUGGUUAGACCGUAGUCCCUGGUGUGUACAUAUGUACAUAGUGUGAGCAGAAAAGAGACUUGAUAUUGAGGUGUUUAAAGUAUGGAGCUGUAAUCACUUCUAGAUAUUAUAAAUCUGUGAUUUCUGUGGCAUUUUCUGUAAAGAUACUUGUCAGAAUAAAAUUGAUGUAAAAACA
This is a messenger RNA of Erinaceus europaeus (western European hedgehog), 2681 nucleotides long. It is a transcript of the gene VSX2, whose product is annotated as visual system homeobox 2. The transcript is spliced from 5 exons. Gene Ontology annotation, biological process: regulation of transcription by RNA polymerase II. Gene Ontology annotation, molecular function: sequence-specific double-stranded DNA binding; DNA-binding transcription factor activity, RNA polymerase II-specific. The coding region runs from base 40 to 1128 and encodes 362 amino acids. The record is from RefSeq and is a predicted model, not a curated record. Gene Ontology annotation, cellular component: nucleus. Lineage: Eukaryota; Metazoa; Chordata; Mammalia; Eulipotyphla; Erinaceidae.